Molecule: messenger RNA, 2501 nt
Organism: Pseudoliparis swirei
Lineage: Eukaryota; Metazoa; Chordata; Actinopteri; Perciformes; Liparidae
Gene: bend7
Product: BEN domain containing 7
Exons: 11
Coding region: 288-1682 (464 amino acids)
Molecular function (GO): DNA binding
Source: RefSeq, a predicted model, not a curated record
UUGAGUCCUCCACAGUGGCAAAUGUGUGACUCGACCUUCGAGAUGAGAACAUACCAUGAGGUGGCGCAAAGGGAUAUGUGACGAAUUUCUAAUAUUAAAGUCAUUAAUGUAUUUGCAUGGCGAACGGGAAGAACCAGCAUCCUUUUUGGGGAACGAGAAUAUAUCCUACUAUAGUAUUUAUCAGCUCCGUUUAAACUAAACACGGUGAAAAUGUUUCGAAGACAGGAUCUGUAGCGCAUCCUGGGGAUAGAUUUAAUUGAUUAAUAAGGCAGACGGACAGUGAUGCCAUGGAGUUUGGGGAAAGGAAGAGAAGAAGGAAGUCACAGAGCUUUAAGCUGGUCACGGAUGAAGAUUGUGUCCCUUCAUAUAUGAUGAACUCUAGCCUCACCGAUGUGCCUAAAGAUGCUGCUGUUCCUGAUGUGUGGCUGGGGGACGAGGGCGUGGAGAUCAAGAGGCAAAUCACAGGAAUGAUGAGGCUUCUGAGUGAUAAGACCGGCAGGGUAUAUCAUCGUGUCGUCACAGAGCAGGAAAGCUCUACAAAGGAUCCUCAGGACAGGCAUCUGACCUGGGUACAUCAGCCUGCAACCUCAUCUCUUGUAUCAGAGGACCACCAGAGCAACAGCUGGAACUCUGCAGGGGACCCAGGCCCUUUACUGUCAUCCAUUUCCACCCCCAUCCCCAACGGUCUAAGUUGUGGCCAGUGCAGCACCCGCUCCAAAGCCCUGAGAAGCUUCAACAAUACCAAGGAUCCGAUCAAAGUGAAUGAAGAUAAUGAUGUAGGCCCUCCCGCUCCGACAGAAGCCCCCUGCUGUAUGUGUAACUGUAAGGGCACCUUACAGGCUAUUUUGCAGGAACUGCGUGCCAUGAGGAGGCUGAUGCACACUCAAAAAGCAUCCUUGGAAAGACAGGGAGAAGCAGUAGCAUCAUGCCAACCCUGUCUUUGUCCAGUCCCCGCAGCUCACCGUAGGCCUCGCAAAAGGAGGCCGACCUCUAAAGUGGCACCAGUGGAUGUUUCUAGUACUAGAGGAGCUGCUCUUGGCCCUCUGGCGGCAUCACCACUUAUAGAUGCACCUGCAGAAUCUGGAAAGAGGGAGGAAUGUGAGAAAGAGCAAGGCUCAUCUCCACCCAACAGUCAUUCUGUCUCGUCUGAGGUUUCUCUGCUGCCACCUCAGAAAAAUCCAGUAACUAUUGACAACAGACACCAUCCUCUCCUUAACCAACUAAAGGAACAUCAGUCAAUAGAGUCUGAGGUGCGUCUUGCAGAGGAUCAUAACGUGUAUAUCUCAAAAGCUCAGCUAGACUCUAUUCUGGUCAACUAUACACGCUCUGGCAGCCUGCUGUUCAGGAAACUGGUGUGUGCCUUCUUUGACGAUACGACGCUGGCUAACUCCUUGCCUAACGGUAAAAGGAAGAGAGGGCUCAAUGAUAACCGCAAGGGCUUGGACCAAAACAUUGUGGGCGCCAUUAAAGUGUUUACAGAGAAAUACUGCACUGAACAUAGAAUAGAGAAGUUGCCUGGGCCACGAGACUGGGUUCAGAUCCUUCAAGAUCAGAUCAAACUUGCCAGGAGGAGGCUGAAAAGAGAUGCUGCAGAAGCAGAAGUCUUAAAUGAACCUUCCACAAGCUGCGACUAUAGCAAGCCUGCAAGCGUGAAGGGGACGGUCGUUAACAUGACGGGUUGAUUCAAUGGCGGCCACACUGGCCUUGCACAUUUGUUAUUUGUCUUCAUUACUUCUCCAACGUGAUGCAUUUUGCCACUUCAGAUUUUUUCUUUGCAGCUGCAUCUGCGCUCUCCCACGGAGGUGAAGGGAAAAAACAAAAGCACCCAAGAAAGAAGAAGCCUGCUUAAUGAUUUUCUCUCUCUCUCUUUCUCUUUCUCUCUCUCUCUCUCUCUCUCUCUCUCUCUCUCUCUCUCUCUCUCUCAUACACCUGCUCCAGCUCCAGCUUUUGUGGUCCUUUUUACUGGACAGAUACUGGUAUCUGGUUUUUCAUGCCAAAAGACACUGAACUAUACAGUGGAGAAAAAAAAGAAGAGUCAGAAAAUGUUCAUGUUUGUGACUCACUAUUUACAUUAUAAGCUCCAGCUUUAACGUGCCAGUUUUCAAAUGACAUUAAAUCAAGACAAAGCAGGAUCGUAGUAUACAAUUUACAUAUUUAGCACAAAUUACCUUUUAAAAGGAUUUUGCAUUUUAAGUAACCAAUACUUCAAUGGGUGUAAUAUGUAGUGCAGGGGCAACCUUAAUUUUAAACAUUACAACCAAAAGUAGAUUGCUGAUGUAUUUUAAAAUAGGUUGAUAGGCUAAUUGAUUGAAAAUAUAGCAUAUGAAGUAUUCUAUGAUUAGUUUUUUCAAUUUUUGUCAUUAUUAGAAUCUCUAGGCUAUGCAUAUCUAUUGUGCAAUUGUUAUUAAUACUGUGAUGGAAUUACACUUUUCAUAAUGUUUUGCCCACUGUGCAUAUGACAUGAAUAGUUGUUUCCACCAUUAAAUAUGGUUUCCUGGUAA